AUGUACUACCGGGCCGGCAAGGUCUCGAGCUGCGGCUCCCGGAUCAGACGCGAAUUCCGCCCGGCUACGACGGCCACCGUGCUCGACCGCCUCGACGCGGCCGGUGCCAUCGACUUGGGCGGCCUCGCCAUGGUCGAGUUCGCCAUGGGGCCCCACGGCUUCAACGCCCAUCUGCCGCGCUGCCGCAAUGUCUGGGAUUUUGGGCGCAUCCCCUGCGGCUCAUCCUCGGGCUCGGGCACGGCGGUCGCCGGCCGCCUGGUCUACGCGGCGCUCGGCUCCGACACCGGCGGCUCCAUCCGCUGCCCGGCGGCGGCCAACGGCGUCGCCGGCAUCAACCCCACGCAGGCCCGGGUCAGCCGUUUCGGCUGCAUGCCGAUGUCGUGGUCGCUCGACGUGAUGGGGCCGCUGGCGCGAACGGUGCGGGACUGUGCCCGCGUGCUCGGCGCGAUCGCAGGCGCAGACGAGAACGACGCCACCACGAGCGCCGAGCCGGUGCCCGACUACGAGGCGACGCUGGAGCAGAGCGUGCACGGCGUGCGCAUCGGCAUUCCUGCGGGCUAUUUCGACGAGGACCUCGAUCCGGGCGUGGCUGCCGCGAUCGAGGCCACGCAUGCGGCCGAGGGCGCGGCCAACCACCUGCCCUGGAAGCGCGAGCGCGACGCGGAGUAUUCCGACGAGGUGGGCAAGCGCCUGCAGGCGGGCUUCUUCAUCCCCGCGACCGACUACAUCAACGCCUUGCAGUACCGCGCCCAUGCGCUCCGGGUCUUCAUGGACGCUGUGUUCGGCGCCUGCGAUGCCCUGCUGGCCCCGGUGCUGCCGAUGCCGACGCCGACGCUCGCGGACACCGCCUACCGGGACGGGCCCGCCUAUCUCAAGAUGGUCGUGGGGCUGACGCGCAACACGCGGGUGGUGAACUACCUCGGCCUGCCGGCGCUGAGCGUGACCUGCGGCUUCACGCCCGACGGGAUGCCGACCUCGUUCCAGCUCAUCGGCCGGCCCUUUGCCGAGGCGUUUCUGUUCCGCCUCGGCCAUCAAUAUCAGCGCGAGACGGACUGGCACCGGCGCUGGCCUGCCGCGCUCCCGGCCUGA
Messenger RNA from Geodia barretti, 1089 nucleotides. The record is from the annotation of a GenBank genome assembly. Lineage: Eukaryota; Metazoa; Porifera; Demospongiae; Tetractinellida; Geodiidae.